AUGCUUCGCACAGCUGCUGCUCGCUUCUUGGCUAACGCCACCACUGCUCCCAAGCCUUUCUUGCCUGUGCGUGCCUUCUCCUCGUCCGCUUCUUCGUGGAUGGCAGCACCCACUGAUGCCUCUGAAAAGCUCACUAUCACCCUUCCCGAGUCUUCCUUUGACAUGUUCAAGGCUGAUGCCCCCAACCUUGAUGUCGAGAUCUCCAAGGAACAACUUAUGGACAUGUACACAAAGAUGACCACCAUGCGUCGUAUGGAGAUGGCUGCUGAUGGUCUCUACAAGGCCAAGAAGAUCCGUGGUUUCUGCCACUUGUGCAAUGGUCAGGAAGCUGUUUCCGUUGGUAUGGAAUCCGCCAUCACCCUCGCUGAUCAAGUCAUCACUGCUUACCGUUGCCAUGGUUUCACCUACGUUCGUGGUGGCUCUAUCAAGAGCAUUCUUGCCGAAUUGAUGGGUCGUAAAGAUGGUAUCUCCAAGGGCAAGGGUGGCUCUAUGCACAUGUUUGCUCCCUCUUUCUUUGGUGGUAACGGUAUCGUCGGUGCUCAAGUUCCCCUUGGUGCCGGUAUGGCCUUUGCCCAAAAGUACCUUGGCAACGAAUCUGUCACCUUUGCCCUCUAUGGUGAUGGUGCUUCUAACCAAGGCCAAGUCUUUGAAGCUUUCAACAUGGCCAAGCUUUGGGAUCUCCCCUGUGUCUUCGUUUGUGAGAACAACAAGUAUGGUAUGGGUACUUCUGCCAACCGUUCUUCUGCCUCCACUCUUUACCACACCCGUGGUGACUACAUCCCUGGUAUCCGUGUCAACGGUAUGGAUGUUCUUGCUGUCUAUCGUGCUUGCCAAUGGGCCAAGGAAUGGACUACCUCUGGCAAGGGUCCUCUUGUGAUGGAACUUACCACUUACCGAUAUGGUGGUCACUCCAUGUCCGACCCUGGCACCACCUACAGAACCCGUGAAGAAAUCCAGCACAUGCGUAGCACAGCUGAUCCUAUCCAAGGUCUUAAGGCCCGCUUGCUUGAUCUUGGUGUUGCCACUGAAGAGCAACUCAAGGCUAUCGACAAGGAAGCUCGCAAGAUCGUUGACCAAGCUGUCAAGGAAGCUGAAGCUUCCCCUGAGCCUGACAUGAAGGAAUUCUACACCCAAGUCUACAUUGAAGGUUCCGAGCCCAAGAGCAUCCGUGGUCGUGAACCUGGUGAGACCAAGUACUUCUAG
This is a messenger RNA of Lichtheimia ornata, 1203 nucleotides long. RefSeq names its product pyruvate dehydrogenase (acetyl-transferring) E1 component, alpha subunit. Gene Ontology annotation, molecular function: pyruvate dehydrogenase (acetyl-transferring) activity. Gene Ontology annotation, biological process: pyruvate decarboxylation to acetyl-CoA. Lineage: Eukaryota; Fungi; Mucoromycota; Mucoromycetes; Mucorales; Lichtheimiaceae. Gene Ontology annotation, cellular component: intracellular membrane-bounded organelle. The record is from RefSeq and is a predicted model, not a curated record. The transcript has 7 exons. The coding region runs from base 1 to 1203 and encodes 400 amino acids.